Messenger RNA from Monopterus albus (swamp eel), 3166 nucleotides. RefSeq names its product cell division cycle 25B (gene cdc25b). Gene Ontology annotation, molecular function: protein tyrosine phosphatase activity. Gene Ontology annotation, biological process: positive regulation of G2/M transition of mitotic cell cycle; G2/M transition of mitotic cell cycle; positive regulation of G2/MI transition of meiotic cell cycle. The coding region runs from base 901 to 2328 and encodes 475 amino acids. Lineage: Eukaryota; Metazoa; Chordata; Actinopteri; Synbranchiformes; Synbranchidae. The record is from RefSeq and is a predicted model, not a curated record. The transcript is spliced from 20 exons. Gene Ontology annotation, cellular component: nucleus; cytoplasm.
AAGGCCGUCCGGAUGCGUUUGGGCUUCCUGGCGAAAGGACCGUGGAGGAGCAGGCUGUCCUGGGAGACGUCGUUACCUGAUGCCAAAGUCAAACGUCACAGGAAGGGGCAUCAGCUGGGACGUGCAAAAGUUUCAGAGUGAACACUUCAAACAAGACCACCCACAGUCAGGCUGCAGGUAGCUGCAUCAUCUGGUGACAUCUGGUGGACAAAACAGAAAAGAGGCCCCAGCUCUGCGACUGACAGAUGGGCAGCCCAACUGCUGCCAGCUGCUUUCCAUACAAUAUUCAGAGAAUUUCUGGCAAGAGGCUCAAGCUCUGUUCCUCUGUGUUGUCGUCCAUCUGUUGGUUGCUGGGCCUCCUCAAUGAGCAGAUAUAUACUCCUUCACCCUUGACCUGAGCCUGGAAGUGUGGGGGAGUGAUGGUUGACCAGUGGAGGGUUGACCUAUUACCAAGGAAGAAUCUGCAUUGACACCAGUGGAGACACUGGUGUGGAUGAACAGCAGGGGUUGGCUGGGAAAGCAGUGGCUGACUGAUCGUCUCCAUGCAUACAUACUCUUCAUUCAUCUGUGAAAACAGUGUGUAGGAAGGAACUCAGUGUGUUGGGUGGGGAGCCCGGAGUGACAAAGCUGUGCUUGUAACUCAUCAGGGAAGUUGAUUAAACUUCAUUUACAUUUGUGAUGCCAAUCACACAGAUAUUUUAACUGAGCAAAGCCUGUUACAGUGAUCAGUUGUUAUUCUACAAUGCAAAGAAGAGUGUGUCUGCUGGUGAAAGGGUGGAAUAGAGAAGAAGCAAAACAACAAAAAGGAGCCUGUGUGAUACCCCGAAAAGAAGAAAGCAUGCUCCCCUCGAAAAGGUUCCCUCCUUUGCUUCGGACGUCUCAUCUGAUGCUGGCCUCGGCAUGGAUCCUCUGAGUCCCAUGGACGCUGUUGAAGUGGAUGACACAUUUGAAAAGGCGAUUCAACAGUCAAGCCGAGUUGUCAGCGAUAGGAAGAUGGCAAUUCGUAGAAACAACUCAUUACCACUCCAGCUCCUGGGUUUUAGUCCAGCUCUGAAGGGACAGGAAACAGAUUCUCACCGCUAUGGAAUAUUCGGGCAACAACCCUCCCAAAUAACUGCCACGUCCUCUCAACACAGCAACAAGGAGAACAUGCCAGAGGAGGGCUUUGAAUUCAAGAAACCAACUAAGCCAGUGUCACGGAGUCGCAUCCGCUCUUUCACCAGCAGACAGCCAAAGGACGCAUUUGCCUGCCGUCUCAGCUCGGCGCCAGCUCUCAUGCUGUCUUCACCUCCUCCCAUCCAGCAGCUUGAUUUUUAUGACUCCAGCCCUGUGUUCCUGAAAAGUUCCUCCCUCACCUCCUCUCUAAAUGAUGACGAUGAUGAUGAUGGCUUCUUGGAUGUACUGGACGACAACACGGAGAACGACUCUGGGAUGCCCAUGGGAAUGGCCAGUUUGCUCACUGCCCCACUGGUGGCCGAGGAAUCUCCUGUAAUUCGCUACCGGCCGAGAAACCUGUUUCGCUCGCCCUCCAUGCCCAGUCCGGUGUCCCGUUCCUCUGUGAAGCGUCCAGAUUGCCCCGGGGAUGAAAACACGCCUGUGAGGGUGAAAAGGCGACGCAGCCUGGCAGGAACACAAGUCACCAGCCAGGAACAAAACCAUGAAUCCCCACGAAUGGGCUGUUUGCUGCUGCAGAGGUCCAAGUCCUUUUGCCAGACAGAGAUUGACAAGGUGCUGGACAUUGAGAACGGGUGUAAUGAGCUAAUAGGAGAUUUCACCAAGCCUUUUAUACUACCCACAGUGGAGGGCAAACAUCAAGACCUCAAGUAUAUUACCCCAGACAUGAUGUCGGCGGCUUUGAACGGCCAGUUUAACCACCUAGUGGAGCAAGUCAUUGUCAUUGACUGCCGCUACCCGUACGAAUUUGAGGGAGGACACAUUAAGGGAGCUCUGAACCUUCACCAGGAGGAUCAGGUGGAGGACUUCCUCCUCCAGACCCCCAUCGUCCCAUCCUGUCCAGAAAAACGAGUCGUCAUCAUCUUCCACUGCGAGUUCUCAUCGGAGCGUGGCCCUCGAAUGUGCCGCUUCAUCAGGGAGCGAGACCGCGCUGUGAACGACUAUCCCAAACUCCACUACCCAGAGCUUUACAUCCUCAAGGGUGGAUACAAGGAUUUCUUCCCACAUUUCCAGUCACAAUGUGAGCCUCAGUCCUACCGGCCCAUGAACCACGGGGACUUCAAGGAGGACCUGAGGAAGUUUCGCAGCAAGAGUCGCACCUUGGACAGGGAGCACAGCAAGAGAGAAAUGUACAGCCGCCUGAAGAGCCAGUGAAGUGCUUCCCCCUGAACAGACUGAGGGCAGACAGAGCCUGAGGCCUCACCCCACCAGCGAGGAAAUAUCUUUUGAAUUAUGCCAAGAGAGUGGGAAUCUUUUUAGUCUCCAGGGUUUCAUGUAACAAAGUUGGUUAUUUAAUCAGAUUUGGAGAGGGAAGGAAAUGAUAUAAAGAAGUCGCUGAGGUGCAGUGGAAGGAUUUUAUUAAUGUGCUCAUUUUUUUAAAACCACUUGAACAUACUGCUGCUUGUUUAUACCCGUUUUUAUUAAACGGGUAUAAACGGCACAAGUCGGUGCCAGAUGACAACACGACUCCCACUGCCUGGUCUGAGGUUUAUACUUCAGUCUCCUCACUAGAUGAAUUUUUUUUUUUUUUUUAUCAUUUUGCAUUUGUCAUGUGCCAUUUUACUGAAGCACUUAAACACCUUGAAAUGGUGCUUUGUUUUUACGUUUGUUUUUAUUAACUCUGACCCCCAUGUGGGCAGUGCACCUUUCUGUAGGUGUCCCACAAUGCUAAUUUGGCAUUUUAAUUACUGACGGCUUGUAAAAGGAUAAGUUAAAGAGUGUUUGGUUUUCCUUCUUCCUGAUCAGUUGCAGUGGUUUUGGUUUCUUUUUUUUGGCGGUGGGGGGGUCAGAAACCAAAGCAAACCGUCUACCUGUUAACUUUGCAGUGAGAUUUUUCUGCUGCAGGUCAGCAAGUGAGAGAGGAUUUUAGAGAGAGGAGAUGUCUUCCCCUCUGCAGAACUAAUGAUGUCUGUUUAUAAUAAAUGGGGUGGUGUAAGUAUUUUGGUACAGGCUUGUGGGGGAGCUGCUGCAAUAAAGAUCCAAUGCAAGUUUG